Umbelopsis ramanniana AG is the source of this 859-nucleotide messenger RNA. RefSeq lists its product as uncharacterized. Gene Ontology annotation, cellular component: Golgi membrane. The record is from RefSeq and is a predicted model, not a curated record. NCBI's taxonomy places the organism in Eukaryota, Fungi, Mucoromycota, Umbelopsidomycetes, Umbelopsidales, Umbelopsidaceae. The transcript is spliced from 7 exons. Bases 42 to 818 code for a protein of 258 amino acids.
GAGUGCCUUGCUCUUUCCGCCUGAAGUCCUGCCAACCCCAGAUGUCAUUGCUACCGACUGCCAAUUCGAACGGCCAGUCAGCAUCAUACCCCUACGAUGACCAUAUCCGGCAAGUUCGAAGAUCUUCAAAUCCAUUUCCACUUAUCUUGAAGCGAAUACUUAGAGUCCCACAUAUGGAUUUUGAGUUUGCAAUGUGGCAGAUGGCAUACUUGCUGAUAGCUCCUAGAAGAGUUUAUCGAAACAUAUAUUAUCACAAACAGACGAAGAAUCAGUGGGCCAGAGAUGAUCCAGCAUUUCUCGUCCUCAUGUCUAUAUUACUAUGCACUUCAGCAGUAGCAUGGGGUCUGGUAUAUGGGCAUGGCUUUCUUGGUAUAUGUAAAAUGAUGCUCUAUAUGGUGUUUGUGGACUUCCUUCUCUUUGGAUCUGUGGUGGCAAGCGUUUGCUGGUUGUUCUCCAACCGAUUUCUCCGAGUGACAGCAUCUCAUUCUAUCGAACAGCGCGUGGAAUGGGCCUAUGCGUUUGACGUACACUGUAAUGCUUUCUUUCCAGUUUUUCUUAUACUCUAUGUGGCCCAGUUCUUUUUUAUUCCUAUACUAGUACGAAGUUCCUGGAUAUCGCUGUUGAUUGGCAACACCAUGUACUUUUCAUCAUUCGCGUGGUACGCGUACGGCACUUUCCUCGGAUAUAACGCACUUCCCUUCCUCAUUCACUCUGAGAUAUUUCUGUAUCCAAUAGGCAUUUUCCUCAUAUUAUGGGUUGGAUCACUUUUCGGAUUCAACAUAAGUCGCACUAUGUUGCAAGCAUACUUUGGGUCAUAACAAAUAAAGUGGUUACUUGAAUUUUAACAAUGAAAAAGAAA